UAUUAAGUAAAUAUAUCUUAAGAUUUUCUCUUAAUGGAUCUUACUAAACUUGACAUAAAUUUGAGGUGAAUAUUUACCAUCUUAGGGACUAUAAUGGCCUGAUUCUAAAUGCGCUGUUUCUCGUCCUUUUAAGCCUUGGUUCAGACGGCUUCGGUAGUUGUCGACAUGUUGCCGGAGCCACCGACCGGAAGUACCUCCAACAGUCGUUUUGGUCGUGACGUCGAAGUCAACAGCAUGAAUCUUUCACCCAAGCAGCAGGUGGAGAUGUUAAAGAAGGAGCAGAAGGAAAUGGAAAACACGCAACGCGAAACAGCAGAGUCUAUUGUGACAUCUCUGGACCACGUUGCCGACACCCUGCUGGCAUUGCAGCCUGCGAAUGUAGAGUAUCAGACAAGCUUUAAAACAGAACGUGUUGCCGUGGCUGUGGUGAGAUCACCUGCAAAUGAAGACAUCCAGGUCCACGCAGGUGGAAUCGUCGCAAAUAUUCCGGGCAGAGAGAGUAAAACUCAAACCACCGAUGUGCUGGAUCUAAAGAUGUCAGUUUUCCAGAAGAACCCAUACUCGUGGGCUGAAUCGACAGGAGGACAAAACAUAUCGUCUCCCGUGGCGUUCGUAACCAUGACAGAAAAUAAAGCCGAGAGCAUUACCGAAAAACGACGGCUAAAUCUGGACUUUCCAUUCCUACCCGCGCAACCAAGAGGACAGCCAAACGACCCAACACCACUAAACGGGGCGACAAAACAGCCGGGUGUGGUGGAAGGAAACAGCAAAGUGUCCAACGGAGAAAACAUGACGCACCACGCCUUUGUCGUGCCGGAGGACAAUGUCGUCCCUGUUGUCCAUUUGACCUGGUGGGCCACAGAAGCUACCUUUCACGUGUACUCAGCAUAUGGGUAUCUUCCGACAGCUGAAAAGCAUGCUGAGAAAAGGGUGGUAAGAGUCGACGGGUAUGAGACCUGGCUCAAGGGGACCAACUUUUCGAUCUCCUUCGUUCCAAACACGACUGACCAUGACGCUGCCAACAUCCCAAGCAAGACGCUGCCCAAAGUGAGCCUGAUCCCCCCGGAAAGGAUGCCUGCUCCUCACGUCUAUCAACUCACGGUCAGCACCGGGUCCAUGUUCGGGGCAGGCACCACGUCACGGGUCGCCUUCCAGCUGGGCGGGUCAGAGGGCAAGACUGCAGUCAAGAUGCUGAACCCAGGAGGGGAGGCUUUGGUUCGUGGAAGUACUUUACAUUUUGUCAUGCCUGUGCGAGAGUCACUUGGGGAAGUGAUGACGUUGCACAUCUGGCAUGACAACUCUGGGAAAGGCGACACGUCAUCUUGGUUCCUCGGAAGUUUUGUCGUCAGAGAUGUAGAGAAGGAUGUGGUACAUUACUUCACCUGUAAUGACUGGUUGUCAGAACGCAAAGGUGACGGUGAGGUACAGAAGGUUGUGCACGCCAGCACCGAGAAGGAGUUGUCAUCUUUCUCAAACGUCUUCAACGAAACAACCCGAGACGUGUUCUAUGAUAAACAGCUGUGGGCGUCAGCCAUCGUAGCAGCGCCUGGUUCUAGCUUCACCCAGGCCCAGCGGCUGUCCUGUUGCUUUACUCUCCUGAACACCAUGAUGCUGGCCAGCGCCAUGUGGUCUGGGGCAAAAACCACAACUGCUGGUACAAGAGUGUUCGACCUGGGGUUUGUUCGUUUCACAAUACAGGAGCUGUACACCAGUCUCAUGACUAUCCUGACUGUAUUUCCGGUCAAUCUGGUUGUUGUACAACUAUUCCGCAUGGAGGUGCCACUGACUGUGAGCACACCGGAGAUGGCUAUCGGCACGUCCAAGCAAAGCCAUCUGCAGAAGUCCGUGCGCCGCAUGGCCAGGUACGUGGCGUGGAUGGCCGUGUUCCUGGUGUCCACCUGCUCCGCGUUCUUCGUCAUCCUGUACAGUAUGGACUGGGGCAAGGAGAGGAGUGACGCCUGGAUGAAGGCCUUCAUCCUGUCCUUCAUGGGAUCCAUCAGUGUGGUGGAAACCCUUCAGAUCUUUGUGCUUGGUGUGGUCCUGGCUGCCAUCUUUAGCCUCCCGUACCUCGCCAGGCCGCCGGCUAUCCCGAAAGACGACUUGCAGCUCAACCUGUGGAACACUACAGCACCAAAGAAACUCCUUCGACCUGCAACAGUAAAUCUCAAGUCGGCUAAGAAGAAAAAGGAGCUGAAUAAGAAGUCUGCCUCGACGCUGAUGGAGUUCGUCCUGCUGUUAGCCUUCGUGGCCCUCCUGUUCUACGCCGCACAGAUGGACAAGGACACACUGGCCUUCCACGAGAGGCAGACACUGUCCAGCAGCAUUCUGAACGUGUAUGAUACGAUCAGGACACCUGAUCAGUUGUACUCCUGGCUUGAGGAGGUGCUGUUGCCAACCCUCCACCCAUCAUCCUGGUACAACGGGCGGAAGAUGCGGUACUUAGACCGGCAGUUCGCGCACAACACCGCGGCCUUCCGCAUCGGCCCUGCACACCUGACACAGAUGAGACAACAUCCAGGUACCAUGGCGAAGGAGAAACAUGAUGGCCGAGGCUGGGAUGUUCAACCAGGGAACACCUCUUGUACCAGUUGGCGAUUCCUCUUUCCUGCCCUCUCUAACCACCCCAACUACUCAUCUGACUGCAAGAACAUUCACUCUCUCGACUUCCCUCUUGGCUAUGGCAACGCUAUGUCGUUCAUUAAUGCUUUGAAAGAUUCCGAGUAUUUAGAUAAAUACACAGAGUCCUUUACAAUCGACAUCAACUUCUACAACCCCAAUUUGAAGCUGUUCAGCGUUGUGCACAUGGUCAUAGACCAUUCUGAAAUUGGCAGUCUCAUGCCAGAAGCAAAAACCACGUUGUUUCGAUUGUUUCAAUACGAAAGCGCUAAUGACUACACUAGUCUGUUUCUGCACAUCGUAUUCACACUUCUCUUCUUAGUCAUACACUUCAAGGAGGUUAAGUCAGUGGUAGAUACAGGGUGGGUGUAUUUUACUUCUCCGUGGAAUGCUGUUGGAUGGUUCAGCCUCAUCAGCACGGCAACAACCAUCUCCGUCUUCAUCAAGCGGUACGCCGUGGCUGCUGAUACACUCGCCUUGGUGGCCAGGAGCAAUGGAGAUCUGGGAUUCAAAGACUUUGUGGACCUGACAACCGCUGCUUGGUGGGAUGCUUGUUUCAAACACGUCUUGGGUAUCACCGUCUUCAUCAACACCAUCUCCUUGCUGCGCAUAGUCCGCUUCAGUCAAACAAUCGGCAAACUCCUGGCUCUACCCGGCAUCAUGAAGGAGGAGCUCCUGUCGUUCUUGGUCGUUGCUGUAGUUGCCUUCACGGCCUUCAUCAGCUCCGGGUACCUUGUGUUUGGGAGCCACAUAGAGUCCUACUCAGACCUGUACCAAACAACAUACGCGCUAUUUGAGAUGAUGCUUGGCAGGUUUUUUGCCAAUGAAAUGCUGGAUUCCAACCCCAUUACCGGGCCGAUCUUCUUCUCCACAUUCAUGAUCUGCAUCUUCAUCCUCCUGGUGAACUUCCUCAUGACCAUCAUCUGUGACGCCAUUUCCGCUGGCGUUGACGUCACCCAUGACCGUGAACUUGCCGAUCACGUGUGGAGGAGCUUCAAUGCCAUGUUGGGUUUCCACAGCCCACCAAACAAUCAGGACAAAGCAGGUGCACCGAAGCUGGAAGAGCUGCAAGCUAACCUACGCCUUCUUCAGGAGGGGCUUGAUGAAAGUCUGGACAUCUGUAACUCCCUCCUUCCACGGGACAACCGGAGCCGUGUCAACGUCAGGGCACCAAAUGCCGCCAACACCGAGGCUUCCACAUCAUCGGCACCAUCGUCAGCCACGACCGUCCUUACACCGCCCGCACGCCGCUCUGACACAACCGCCGCCGCCAACAUCGGUAGCGACGUCCCUGAACCAGCACCACAGACACUGGCGACGAUACCGGGCCCCGUGCACACCACCAAGCACAGCAAACCGGCCAUCGUGACUCUCUAUCCCACCUGCGGAUUAUAA
Branchiostoma floridae (Florida lancelet) is the source of this 4011-nucleotide messenger RNA. RefSeq names its product polycystic kidney disease protein 1-like 2. Gene Ontology annotation, cellular component: membrane. The transcript has 18 exons. The coding region runs from base 166 to 4011 and encodes 1281 amino acids. NCBI's taxonomy places the organism in Eukaryota, Metazoa, Chordata, Leptocardii, Amphioxiformes, Branchiostomatidae. Gene Ontology annotation, biological process: detection of mechanical stimulus. Gene Ontology annotation, molecular function: calcium ion binding; calcium channel activity; protein binding. The record is from RefSeq and is a predicted model, not a curated record.